UUAGUUUUAAGGGGGUUCAAUAUAUAACUUAAGAAAAAAUUUAAAUAAGAAAUGGGGUCAAAGAGGGAUCGAACCCGGAUUUAUGGAGUGUCAACAGGCGAAUUUAACCAUCAGAGCUACUUAAUCUCCAUGACAUUUAAGCCUAAAUAUAAUUUUCAUAACAUUUAUGGGCUUGACGGCGUUGCAAGAAUCCAUAACACAGAUGGACUUUUGCAGCUAACCGAUGACACGACUCUUCAAAUGGGUCAUGCUUUCUUUAACCGUCCAUUCGAUUUCGGUUCUGAUCAACCUCUCUCUUUCUCGACUCAUUUCGUUUGCGCUCUGGUCCCUAAACCAGGAGCUGGUGAUGGUGGGCAUGGGACUGCCUUUGUUCUAUCUUCUUCUAUGGAUCUCACUCAAGCAGACCCAACUCAAUACUUAGGACUCUUAAACAUGUCAAGUAACGGAUAUCAAAUUUUAGCUGUCGAGCUCGACACCGUCAAAACGGCAGAGUUUGACGACAUGGACAAUAACCAUGUCGGUAUAGACGAAAACAGUCUCCAUUCCGUUGUCUCGGCUUCAGCUUCUUAUUACUCGGACAGAGAAGGGACGAACAAAAGCUUGACGCUCUUGAGUGGAGAUCCUAUACAUGUGUGGAUUGAUUAUGAAGGCACUCUACUCAACGUUACAUUAGCUCCUUUAAUAAUAGAUGAGAAGCCAAGUAAGCCUGUUUUAUCAAGAAACAUCAAUCUCACAUCAAUCUUCCCAGCUCGAAAAGCUUUUGUCGGAUUUUCUGCAUCAACUGGAACAUUGGUGAGUUAUCAGUACAUCUUAGGGUGGAGUUUCAGCACAAGUAGCAAUUCAUUAAAGAGCCUUGACGUCUCAAAACUUCCCACGGUCCCUCAUCCCAAGAUGAUACCUAAGAAAACAUCUCCUCCGCUUAUUAUUCUAAUGGUUAUACUUGCACUCAUAGUGAUGGCUGUUCUUGGAGGUGUGUGUGAGUACAGGAUAAGGAAGUACGCUGAAGUGAAAGAGCCAUGGGAAAAGCCGUACGGUCCACUUCGAUAUUCCUACAAAAGCUUGUAUAAAGCAACAGGAGGGUUUAGCAAAGAUGGUCGUCUUGGGAAAGGCGGUUUUGGAGAAGUCUAUAAAGGAACUAUGCCUCUUGGAGGAGAUAUAGCGGUGAAGAGACUAUCACACGGCGCAGAGCAAGGGAUGAAGCAGUUUGUUGCUGAAGUUGUGACAAUGGGAAGUUUACAGCACAAGAACUUGGUUCCUCUUCUUGGGUAUUGCAGGCGAAAAGGCGAGUUAUUGCUGGUCUCCAAGUACAUGGAAGGGGGUAGCGUUGAUCAAUACUUGUUUCAAGAUGAUAAACCACCUCUCUCGUGGUCUCAAAGACUCGCGAUUUUGAGAGAUAUUGCAGCUGCGCUCUGUUACUUGCAUACAGGAGCUAGUCAAGUUGUUUUACACCGAGAUAUCAAAGCUUCUAAUGUCAUGUUAAAUGGAAAUUUACAAGGGUUUUUAGGAGAUUUUGGGAUGGCUAGGUUUGAUGACAACCUCUCUGCAACGGCAGCUGUUGGAACCAUAGGUUACAUGGCCCUCGAGCUGACAUCAACAGGACCUUCCACUUGGACCGAUGUGUACGCAUUUGGGGCUUUCAUGCUUGAAGUAGCAUGUGGGAGGAGACCAUUUGAUCCCGAGAUGCCGGUUGAGAAGCGACAUUUGGUCAAGUGGGUUUGUGAAUGUUGGAGAAAAGGUUCUCUAGUUGAUGCUAUGGAUACAAGAUUGAGAGGUAAAUUCUCACUUGGAGAAGUCGAAACUGUUUUGAAACUCGGGUUGCUAUGUACAUGCAUUGUACCAGAUUCAAGACCAACAAUGGAACACGUGGUGCAAUUCAUAAACAGACACCAAACACUGCCUGAUUUCUCUCCAGAUACUCCUGGAAUUGGAGUUUCUACGCCGGUGUUGACGAGGAUACAUUCUUUGGCGAUCACUUCCACUUCAGAGACCUCAUCACCAUCAGUUUCUUCUUCCUCUGCCAAUAAUUCCAUGUUCAUUUCUCACACAAUCAUAUAUGGUGAUGGAAGAUGAGAUCUGACAAACUUUCUUCAUAUUCGUUGGAAGAUGUACCUACCUCAUACAUAUCUCAUUUUCUAGUUACAUAUAGUUUUUGUCAAUAAGGUCGUGUGUUUGAUUGAAUAAGGGAUCAUGUUGUAAUAACUACUUAGUGUUCGUGUGAAUAUGAACAAUGAAACUCUCCAUUCCUAAUCUAUUUGUUUGUAUUGUCGUAAUUUUUCUUCUAGUUUUCUACGUUGUUAUUUUAGUUGUGAUUGUCAUUUCUCACAGAUACCUAUAUACAAAAUUGAGAAUUGCAAUGGCUGAUAAACAAAUAUUGCAACGACUAGCUAAUGGUUGCAAGAAUUAACACUCAAAGUUGUACUAGCUUAUCACCAAAGACUACAAUUACAAACGAGUACAAUGGUUCGUGACCAAAAAUUGCAACGAUUCAUCACUACAAGAUCCCAAUCACCAACAUUUGCAAAGUUUCAUUUAAUCAGUUGCAGUUGUCCAACUAGACAAUGGUAAUAGUUUACUUAAACAGUUUCAAAGAUUCACUUAAAUUUCCAACAACCAUUAUCUAUUUAAGUCUAAUUAGAAAUUCAAUUAAUAAAUAGCACAUAUAUCAAACUCAUGCAUAAAUUUAAAUGCGCAUAUAUAAAAUAUUUGUUCUUGGUUUAAAUUUUGUUAAUACUUACCUAUUAAUAAAUAAAUUUAUCUAAAUAGACCAUAAAAUUUUAUCUGAAACCCAAAUCAACAAAACAAAUCAGAAAAAAUCAGACCAAUACAUGAUAUUAUAAACCAUAAAAUAUAAUUGAAAAAUCAUAAAUUAAUUUUUUAAAUAUAUAAUAUUAUAAAAUAAUCAAGUCAUCCAACAAAAUGAAUUACCCAGAUAUUUUAAAGAUAAUUUUUAAGAUUCUUUUAAAAUGUAUAUAAAAUAGAUACGAAAAUGAAAGAAAAAAACAUUAAAACCUAUGAAAUUUGAAUGAAUAGACAUAUCUUUACACAAUUUUGUUAACCUCUUUAAAAUCUAUGAAAUUUUUAGAAUAAAAAUACACUCUUUAGACGAAAUGAUAACUUCUUAGAAAUGUAUACAACUUUUAGAAUAAAAAUCCACAUCAUUAAAAAAGAUAUAUCUUUAGAUAUUUUUGGAUUACUAUUAAUAAUAUAUUUAAUGUUGUCGUCUCUAGUGAUAAAAAUCGGUGCUCGAAGAUACACAUAUCUUGCUCUUAUUGUCUUUAAAUUACCACCUGAUAACAAGCAAAUUUAAUACGAUACAGAUUUUUUUUUGCAUCUCUAUCUUGUGCUUAAGUGAAAUUUUGGGGUUUGACCGACCAAAAAGACAACAUGAGACCUAAAAGUUAAAAUUAUUAAUAUAUUUAAUUUCGUAAAUAUAUAAUAUCAUAAAUUAAUGAACUUACCAAACAAAUAGUUGUAUCAAAAUAUUUUUACAUAUUUUAAGAUUAUUUUAAAAUGUAUACAAAAUAGAUAUGGAAAUGCAUGUGUUAAAGGAUGAAAUUUCUGAUCGUUGUGAGUUUUUUGUGUUGUUAUUUUGGACUAAUAAUUGUAAAGGUGACUGAUAUGCUCAAAUUAACUAUAUUAGUUGCUCUAUAAUUUCAGAAAUGCAGUGUGUUAUUUAGGGAUCAAAUACACAUAGCUUUUGGAUCAUUCAAUAGAUAUCUAUUUUGAAUUAAAUUAAACAAGUAAAUAGUAAGCAUUUGAAAAAAAAAAUGUAAAAAUUGUUAUAGAUGAUAGAUCCCAACAGUUCUAUCAAUCGAACAAUUCAUCCUUAACCAUAGAAAACCUUAAAUCUAACAUGCAAAUUACUGAAAUCGAUGAAACAUAAAUUAGUAUAUGAAUAAACUGCAUUAGUAAAUCCAAAAGAGAAAUAAUGGAGUUCGAAAUAUUUAUCUGCUGAGUUCUAGUUUGUCUCGUUUAUCAACAUUAAUGAUAUCAUAGUUAGAGAUUAUUAGAAAAACUUUAUCAGUCAAAACCUCAUAAAAAUCAAAAUUAUUUAAGCAUGAACAUGUGGAAAAAAGAUACUUAGACGAUGAUAGGUGUAGGAAGAUUUCUUUUUAUGGGUUUCUCAAUGAAAACUGAUUCUUGUUCUCUCUCCAACUUUUUUUUUCUUUUAAGUUUUUAGAUACCAUGAAUAGAAUGUUACAAAAAAAAAAAAGAUACCAUGAAUAGAAUUUUGUGGUGUAGAUGCUCUUGGUGCUACAUAAACUUAUGGUUUCUAACUAUACUUUAUGACUGAUAUUACCAUUCAAAUAAUUUACAUAAUAAUAUACGGUAGAACUUUUAUAAAUUAAUAUUCGAUAAAUUAAUAAACAUCACAAAUUAAUAAAUUCUCAGUUAGAUCAGUAUAAAAUAUAAUAUAAUUUAAUAAAAUAAUAAUAUAUUUAAGUAAAUAUAUGAUUUCCAUAAAAUCAUAAAUUUUUAAUUACUAAUUAUUAUAUAUAUAAUUUUAUAUAAACAGAAAUGAAAUAUUGUAUCGUUUACAUUUUUCAAUAUAAUUUUCAUCUCUAUUAUUUAUUUUCAUUUUAACAGUUUGAUGUUAUUUGACCAUAUCUAAAACCUCAUUUAUUUUUAUGUUAUGCAUUCAAGAUACAUAAAUUAUGUCAAAAUAAUUAUCUCUAAAUUUAUAAACCUUAAUCAAUAAUAUAUAUCAUGAAAUAAUAUAUUAUUUUUUAAAAUAAAAAAUAAAAUUUCAAAUACAUUUAUUUAAAAUAGAAAUUUAUACUACUACCUAUAAAUGAAUAAAAUACGAAAGCCUUAUACCAACGAGAAUUAUACAUAAUGAAACAUAAACAAAUUAAAGCUAACAACUACAUGUAAGAAACACUAUUUAAACUUUAAGAAAAACAACAUUGUUUAAACUUCAAAAGCAAACUUAAUCAUAAUUUAAUUUAAAAUACAAUUUUCAAAACAUAAAACAUUAAUAUUGACCAAAUAAAAAAUAUAUAUUAGACCAAGUAUUUGAGUUAUUCAUGUUAUACAUAAAUAUUUUAGAUAGUGAAUGAUAUCUUAGUGAAUUUUUUGGAUACAUAAUAAGGAUUGAGAUCAGGUUUGGUACAAAUUCUUUUUAGGAUUUUUAAUUUUGAGGGUUUUCGAAUAUCAAUUUGGGUUCAAGUUUGGUUCUGAUAAAACCGAUAACCCGAAAUACCGUAAAACAAGAUUUAUUUGGUAUUUAUGUCGGGUUUCAAUCAUUUUUAACAAUCGAUUUUGGUUUGAAUUUUUAGAUUCGGUUUAUUCGCCCGGCUUUUGCUAAAUUGAAGCAUUUUCAGAUUUAGUCAUCUAAAUGUCUAAUUCCAAGAGAUUUUGGGUAGUCCCAAAUGGUCUUUGGCUGACUAAAUUAAACAAUACUUUUUAUUAAAAUAAUAAUUAUUAAAUAAAUACAAGUGGAAAUCAAAUAAAAAAUUGAGAAAUUGGUAAGAAUGCACCCAAAAACCCAUAUAAUUUGUCAUAUACCCUUGUUUCUUUUUAAUAUUUUUUAUGACUAUAAUAUCAUUAUCUCUAUCUCUCUCUCUUUUCUCUUUUAUGUGUUCUAAUCUCUUUAUCUCUCGUAUAGAUUCUUCAAAUCAUCUUCUAAUUCAACACAAAUCUUUAUUUUUUUAUUCUGAUUCUUUUGACACCCAUAAUGUUAAUCUUAUUAUCUCACCCCAAUUCCAAUGUUUCCAAUUUCGACUCACAAUCAACUUUUAGAUAAUAUAUUUGUUAGUAGGUAUUUUAUUACUUAGCUGCUAUUAUUUAGAUUUUAAUGGAUUUUUAAUCGAUACAUGAAGUGUUAGCUGUUACAAAUAGAUUUGGGGCUAUUUGAUAGAUAACUAAUUAAUUGUUAAUAGUUUCAUUAACUGAUAUAUGAUUUGUUCAUUUGUUUGAUACAUAGAUUGUUAGAUAAUACUGAAAUUAUUAGCUGAUAUGUUAGUUGGUAUGUAGAUUGUUACCUGCUAUGUAAAUAUUUAGCUGAUAAAUCUAAAGUUACUUGUUUUCGAUAAAGCAUGAGAGUAUUAUCGUCCGCACAGUGUCAAAAAGUUACUCCUCUUUGGAUUAUCCAUAAUUAUGGGCAUUAAGCUAAUUUAGACCUUAAUUGGAUAUAUUCCACACAUUCUCCCUAAAAAAAUUUGAUAUUUGUCUUUAUAGAUUUAUAGCCGUGAGUUAUAGAGAUCUAUUGAGUACAAUGAGAAUUGUAAAAAAAAAAUAUUUGUAAUGGUGCUCAUUUUCAGAAAUUCUAUUAUAUUUAUUUUAAAAAGAAAAAUAAUUAAUAAUUAAUUUUUUGGUAAAAUGUUACUAAUAACUCGGUUUUUUUCACUUAACCCAGAUAUAUUUCCGAUUCACGUUUAACCCUGAUAUGACCGUUGGUUUGAUCCAGAUUUACGGAAAAAUAUAAAGCGAUUUAUAAUGAGUGAAAAAGAACAAAAUGAACUACCGCAUUUGAGCCAAAGACAGAGUACUAUUGACACCAAAAACAAAGCAUUGAAGAACCAUAUUCGAUGAUGAUCUGAUUGUCGUGAUGGCCUCAUUUCAAACCACCGGGCGGAAGAGACCAUCGCGAAUAUGAUUACCAUGAUGAUUGAGGGAAACAAUUCGAUUUCGAAUUGUCUUCUCGGUUAGUUCUGUUGAGCCAGUCUUAGGCAUAGCAAAGUGAAGUAUUGGCUUUUGGAUAUUAAGGGUCAUUGUUUACCCUAAAUUGGGUCAUGUCUUCUUUGAUUAAGAUUUCUUCCACACGUAGUAAAUAAAUCAGAUUUUUAUGGUAAGAGAGGGUGUCACACCAGUGGGUUGCCGCCGAACCAAGAAUCUCGUAUUAUGAACAAGUCCAUAAAUGUGAAAGAAUCUGGACUAAACAAAAAAAAGUCUCUGAACUUCGUUAUUCAUACAAAAUAAGUUUUUGUUUUUUUUGACCAAUAAAGUAUGUAUUUGUUCAUUUCGAAGGAGCAUAUAUGUAAAAAUAGUUUAUUUAAUUACAAAUCUAUUAAAAGUAAUAAGUCUCCCUUAUAUUUUAAGUAUUUAUAUAUUUGAUCUGAAAACGUAUGCUUCAAUUUUAUAAAAAAAAGUUUUUAGAAAAUAAAUAAAUAAAAUGGAAUUCUAACAAGUAUUUAGAAGUUAUCAAUGAAUAACACAAGAUUAUAUAUAGAAUUGUUCAUAAAAAUGUGCACAAUGAACACUACUAAAAACGAGUAUCGUAAUAGACUCGCAGUAUAAGAAAUAUCUAGAUGAUAUUUUGACAUGUAAGAUAUAAUUUUCUAAGUCAACUCAAAGUGUGUGUGGUGCAAAUACAUUUCCACUUGAAUUAAUUGAUGGAUUAUGUCGAUACUAUGACUCAUGCAGCAUGAUGUCUUGUGUGUGACAAAUUGAAAUCUUUGGGUGAUGCAAAUCCAAUCUACAGGUAAAAGCCCCCGAAACUUCAUCACGUCAUUUGAUUUUGUUUUUUUUCUUAGAAAUUAGCUGUCUGGAUAUGAAUUUUCCACGCUAAACUACAUAAUUAAAUUAUAUAUAUAUAUAUAUAUAUAUAUAUAUAUAUAUACACUUUUUUGUCAACUGUGGAAAAAGAAAAAGAAACCAACUUUUAGCGC
Molecule: messenger RNA, 7610 nt
Organism: Brassica rapa (field mustard)
Lineage: Eukaryota; Viridiplantae; Streptophyta; Magnoliopsida; Brassicales; Brassicaceae
Product: putative L-type lectin-domain containing receptor kinase I.1
Biological process (GO): protein phosphorylation
Molecular function (GO): protein kinase activity; carbohydrate binding; ATP binding
Source: RefSeq, a predicted model, not a curated record